Molecule: messenger RNA, 3675 nt
Organism: Purpureocillium takamizusanense
Lineage: Eukaryota; Fungi; Ascomycota; Sordariomycetes; Hypocreales; Ophiocordycipitaceae
Exons: 1
Coding region: 1061-3295 (744 amino acids)
Source: RefSeq, a predicted model, not a curated record
CAAGUGACGACGGUAACUGCUAAUAACUCAUCUUCUCGUUCCGUGCCUCGAUUUCCUUCUCCACAUUCUCCAAUACCACGACACCGCAUCUUCGACCGUCGCCAGUGCAUAACAUUCCACCAGUCUGCGAGCCCCGACGACGACGACGACAACGACCGACUGUCGAUUUUCACCGGCCGUCGGCUCACCGUCAGUCAGCUCCGGCUUCACGGCGAUUGGAGGAACCUGUCCUUGUCGCAAUCUCUCUCUCUCUCUCUCUCUCUGUCUCCCUCCCGCACGGGCUGUCGAACCAAGAUCUCCCCGAGGGCCGCCCCAGACUGCAACGACGAGGGCGCCGAUUUACGAGGACGGACAAAUGCACGCCACCCGCACGUGCCAUCGAACGAAUCCCAGCGAGGCCGGCCAAUAUAUGCUCUACUAAGCCCCUUACCGUGCCAUCACGUACAUGCAACCUGCGACUCGUCCGCGCCGACCUGUCGACCUGCUUCCAGUAUAUACCGCCGCCUCGCCGCCACGGACGCCUGGUCCAGCCAUAUUGCGCCGGUACCCGACGUCGCACAACUUCAUGCUCGCUACUCAGAAACGCAGCUGAACCCUCAGCGGCCAUCAGUCCCUACUUGUCUGCCGCGCCGGCUGCGGCUUGUCCUGCGCAGCACAACCUGGCCGCGAGUCCUGGCCCCUUUUCACUGCCCCUCCGCGACCGACGCACGGCUCAUCGAUUCAGCUCUCCGAUAGGCCGACGCGACGACUCGAAAGGAGACAUCCAUCGGGGUAAUGCGACAUCAAGGAGUUGGUGUUGAGAGAACUGAGAGGCUACCUUGCCUGCAUGCAAAGUCUAUACCUCCUCCAACUUGUCAUUUGGCCACCCCGUUGCCACAUGCCCAUGACCUAAAGUCUUUGAGGCGGCAUUAUCCCGGACUCGACACGUUUUUCGUCAUCUCACAUCCGUCACCUCGAUCGCGACACCACGGCUGCUUUGUUUCGCAGUCAGUUCAUGUGUCCUCCCACUCGGGAGAGGACAUAGACUUGCCCCGGCCUACCCCUUUCGCACCGAGGCGACAUGGUCUCUGACAGCUUCCUGCCGUCCGGUGCGAUUGGCGACACCCUUGCGCCUGCGUCACCCAAUCACUCAGAGACCACGCUCAGCUUGACCGCUAGUCCAGGCCUGGGAUGCUCAGCUUUUGGUCAUGUCGGCGGGAAGCAGCAAUCCCCCGAUUCCGGCAGCAUGUCCGCAGCCUCUUCGGUGGCAGGCGCCAUCCCUGAGAUGCGCAAUGACACAAUCACGGCUUCACCGCGUCUAGACAGAGGUUUUUCGCCUCUGAGCGCCACCGGCUGGUCAUCUUCGGAGAAUACUUCCACGCCCGGCGACACACUAGGCGCUGCGACACAGAAAUUCGUUCCCGACGGGCAUUCUACGUUGUAUUCUCGUGCCCCCGCCGAGUUGGGCCGUGGGGUUGCCUUGCAGCGAAGUCAAUUCAGCGGUGCAGACAACGUACCAUCGCAUAACCCCAACUUUGGUCCCUCGAAUACAAACGUUUCGGGCACAGCUAGAGCGGAAAGCUCUUUGCAUACUUUGACGUCUUUGGGCCUAGGCCUCAACGUUCAGGGCUUACACGACAACUCCACCCCUCCCUACCCUGGUCACUCGGGAAGCAUAUUGCCCUGGCUGCCUUUGGUAAACUCGGUACCGAGCGUCGGGACCGGACCUUCGCCCCUUUCUCCGCCUCUGCCUCCAUUACAGCGGUCCGUCUCCACCGAUGCUACAGCACCCCAGCACGAGCUUCUUGACGCCAUCCAUUUGCUCCGACAGCAGCUUUCAUUUCUCAUCCAGGCUUGGAUGGCCGACCGCGAGCGGCUGGAACCCGAAAGGCAACAAGCCGAUGCCAACCUCGUGCGUCUACAAGCAGCCAUGGACAACGCCCGCCAACAGUGGUCCAACGAGAAGGAUUCUAUGGAGCAGCAGUUGGACGCCCUCCGCGCCCAGGUUCUUGUCCUGCAGGAGGAGAAUGCAGCGUUCAGGUCAGCCCAGUCGGCCCGCGAGGCCCUGGACCGUGGCCCCCGACAGGCUGUGGGCCAGCCUCGCAACAUGGUGGAAGGUAUCGCGGGUGAUUCGACGUCGUCAUCGGACCCCUCGACGUCUAUCCUGUCGCCAAACCCAUCUCUUCAGAGCGCCAGCUCGAGAGCAGAUAUCUUGUCAUUACCCCCGGGCCUCGAUGGAGCAUCAAGAAGACCUCAUUUUCUCAGCCAGGGCAGUGCUCGCACAUCCCCUAUCGGACAUCCGGUACCUAUGCAGGUCGCUGCACUCGACCCCCGGAUUCUACCGCAGAAAUCCCCGGAGAAGGAUUUCCUUGCAUCACCCUCCCCUGAGGACAAGCUUCUCACGGUCAUUGACGUCCACGAGAUUGACCCCAAACUCGAGGGCAUACCCAUCAAAGCGAAUGCGCUCAAGCGUGCCACAUUUUCACCGCCAAGAGUCCAACUCCAGCCGAGCCCUUCUACUCGUAGGCUUGGCCAGAGCCGCGAGGCGAUGUCCAGGAGACGGGAUUCACGCACUAGGCGGUGGUCUCCACAUAAUCUGUCCAUCGAUCGAGGUAGAACUCCUCGGUUGAAUCGCACCACCGCCAGAGACCAAACGAUGCAAGUCCUAGCCGCCGAAGAGUCACGACGUUUGACAAUGCACGCCGGUCACACGCCUAAUCACUCUUUGUCCCUGCUUCCUACUAUGACAGCGACAGGGGGGCGAUCCACCACUGAGCAAAGUCGUGGCGGGACACCGUCGGCGGAGUCUGGUGUAGCAGCACAGCAGGCCGACGACGUCAGCGCCCGUCUCCACACCGACGAUCCGGGCUUGAACAAGGCGCCUCGCCAGCCGCAUCACAACACUGAGGGUGACGAAGCCGAAGCCGAUACCGAUGGUCAUCUACAACCGAGUGAUGACAUGCCUCUCAAAGGGCCCCUCAUGUUGAAGAAUCUGCCGGCACAGGACGACCUGUUCUUCGAGCAACUUAACAAAAAGCUGGAAUCUGUCAGCCGCGGGCAGCAUGCUUUACCAAGUGUUCUCCAGUCAGAGGACGAGGACGAAGACGCACCCACUGGACUGUUCGAGGUUUCUGACCUCUCGGAGCAGAGAUCGACGCAAGUAGCCCAGACCGGUGGCGAUGUCCCGCAUGCUGUUCAGGCUGUCGGUGGUUUUGAUGGAGAAGACGACACGGAGGAUGGCCAAAACCUCGAGCCCGAGGUACCCCUCAAGUUCAAGAGCACCAGCAAUUUUGGCAAGCCCUUUGGCUCUUCAUGAGAGCCGCAGCGGCUCGGUAGUGGCGAAGUUGUGUUGGGCGGCAGCGGCGGUGGACCCAUGGUGUGGUCACCUACCUACCCAGCACGAGGAGGGGUCUACUUCUACUAUUCUUCCCUUUGUUCAACGACUAUUUUCUUGGAGCUAGGCUGGCAGACAGACGCUGGAGAGCGAUCGAUACCACGCGCCGCCUCUGCCAAGGCACGCCGCGCCCUGGCUCUGGUCCUUUUUUCCCCUUGCAUCAUCAGACAUUAUUAGCAUCUGGGAGGAGCCUUCAUGCAUUAGAUACGAAGCGACGCCUUUUUCUUCUUCUUUUUUUUUCUGAUACCACCUACUACCACGUCUUGGAAUACAAGAACAUUACUCAUAGAUCACUCAUGGGC